Penicillium canariense is the source of this 2595-nucleotide messenger RNA. RefSeq lists its product as uncharacterized. Bases 1 to 2595 code for a protein of 864 amino acids. Gene Ontology annotation, molecular function: protein binding. The record is from RefSeq and is a predicted model, not a curated record. The transcript is spliced from 2 exons. Lineage: Eukaryota; Fungi; Ascomycota; Eurotiomycetes; Eurotiales; Aspergillaceae.
AUGGACCUGAUUCCGCCGUCAUACAAGUCCGCAACGGACCGAGAUGCCUGGGCCAUUAUCGCCCACUAUAUCCCUUCCAGUGAUCUGUGUGCCACCUCGCUAGUCUGCCAUCGAUGGCACGAUUUGUUCAUACCUUUUCUGUGGGGUGACCCGGCAUCGCAUUUUGGGACAGAAAACGAUGCAGUCUAUGUUGCCCUCACGCGGUUCCGAAGAACCUUGAAAUAUGCCAGGAGAGAAGUGCGGGCGUUGACCCAUACGCUUCAUCUACCGCCAGCGCUGUCGGAAAUCUAUGGUGGCCCGCGACCUGGCUGGCUAAGAGAUAUUCUAGAGUAUUUGCCUUCCUUGCAAUGCUUGAUGGUCUCGAGACUCCCCUUCUUCGACCAUAAUGCGAUGGUUGCUUUGAGAGAUCAACAACAAUCCAGUCAAUAUAAUGUCCGUCUUCUGUUAGCGGACCACGAGCCCAAUACUACAUCAGCGGGCCUGGCGGAGACGAUCCUUCGCUUUCCCUUAUUGACCUACCUAGAUCUCUCAUAUACUACCUCGGCGCGAGACCAAAGCGUUUUGUCCUCGAUCUCUCAGCUUGAGCACCUCCAAGUGCUGAAGCUGCGUGGUAUUGGAUUAAGGGACUCUGAUGCCGAGUUCCUGGCCAACGCGAUCGGGAUCCGAACCCGUUUCCUGGAUCUGCGCAAUAACUUGCUCACCGACAUGGCGAUUCGUUCACUACUGCAAGCAUCCUUUACUCCAUCAGACCAAGCAACCAUGCCGCCAAUAAGGCACAGUGGUUCUUCGUCAGAUCCUGUUUCCCAAGCAGCCCGCCACCACACCCAAUCGGAGUUUUUGAAGUCACCAUAUCUGGAUGAACAAUAUCUCAAGCUCCUGGCUCAACCGGGUUCAAAUCACACCUGGAUUGAAGACUUACCGUACACGGGAAUCACACAUCUCUAUAUCGCGAAUAACCCGAUCACGGUGGAAGGCGCGGCUGGCCUCUUGGCUUCAUCUCGCCUCCACGCCCUCGACGUGGGGACUGUGAAUACCGCGGAUGUCAUUCACAAAACAGCUAUGAAACAUGGGAUGUAUCCUGGAGCUGAGAAAUUAGUGCCUAUUCUGGGGAACGUGGCUGGUGACAACCUCGCUUAUUUUCGAGCUCAUCAUGCCGUUGUCUCUGCCGAGCCUCCAGCGAAAGAUGUGGCACCCACAGGUGACUUCCUUCCAGAACUCCCCGCCGGCAACGAAGUGCCCCGUGAAGCUGAGUUGGACGCCUCGCAGGAGGUUCAUGAGCUACCCGGAGAGAACAUACCGAUCUUUGAGCUUGCAGAUACGUCAAUAUGUGAGUCUAAAGACUCAACAUUUACUACUAGAACUCCAACGCUACGGCCGUCGAAUCCAUAUGAGGAUCAGCCUUUGGCUCCAGUUAGACGAGGAUCUGUAUUUGCGCCAGAAGUGGUCCCUGAUCCAGGUAAUGACAAUGAGUCUAUCCUAUUCAGUAUCAAUGGCUCUAUUCCAUCACGUUCAAGGCAGGAUGACGAUGAAGGCACCCUGCAAUCAAUCUCAAAUCUCCGUGCCUUUGGGGAGGGCCUUGGGAUGCCAAACCCACAAUACAGUUCAUCAAUAUCGAUGGACGAUCCCCGGUCCCAGAGAAUCCAGGAAUUGCUUGCGAAGCGUCCACAGAACCAAUCCAUUCCUCUUCGAGGUGGAAAGCAAAGUCGAUUCCCGUACCUCCACCCGUCACACACCCCACACCUAGAGACUCUAGUCUUGACAGAUGUCCCCUCGCAUAUUCCGCCAAAUUCCCCGAUCCUAUAUACUUUGACUCGAUUCAUUACUGCAUGUUCCAAUGAAGCCCUACUUGCAACCCUUCAAGCCGGGUCGGAUUAUUCCCUUCCACCCGGCCAAGCACGCAUGCGAGCUGAGCAACAGCAUUCUCGAACCCUCUUUGGCCUACGACGAAUAAUCCUUGAAGUCACGCCUACUGAUAGUUUAACCCGACCCACUACGUGGAAGCCCGGUGUUCAAAAUUCGAGUACGGGUGACCGCGACUCGGAGGCUCUCUGGGCAGCAGCAGUGGACGACUUUAGCUUUUUUGAUGAGAUGGAGUGCGGCAUCCCCGAGAACGACCCGGGCAAGUACUUCCCAAUGGCUGUCCUUAAUGAGAAGGUUUCCCUCAUGCCCUCGGAUGAUGAUUCCUCCACCCACUCGGGUGCUGAGGCUUCUCCCCUCCCAGGUCGCCGGAUCUCACGGCAAAGCGUCACAUCUGCGGCGCGCAGCACACCUAGCCCGUCACGACCCGAUGCAGAAGUUCAACAGCGCCAGUUAGUACAAGACAUCGAUCUCGUGGCGGAACUUGCUGCUUUCCGUCGCGCAAAGAAGGCUGAGUACGAGCAGGUCGUGCGCCGGGAGAGAGGGCGGCGCAGUACCAAUGGCACGGGGAUCUCGAGCUCGCUCGCCGCGACGACACCACAGAUAUCGAUGGCACACUUUGUCGAAGGCCAUUGGAAGGGCGAGGUCAAGAUUGUGCGGAAUCCGACGCCGAAGAUGCGCAGCGGGAUGGUGGAUAUGUAUGGAAAUUAUUUCGAGAAGGGCUACCUGUAUCCAUGA